AUGCCUACAUUAAAUCAAUUGAUUCGUCAUGGUAGAGAAGAAAAACGGCGCACGGACCGUACUCGAGCUUCGGAUCAAUGUCCCCAGAAGCAAGGAGUACGCCCGCGUGUACCAACGAGAACACCGAAAAAACCUAAUUCAGCUCCACGUAAGAUAGCCAAAGUACGGUUGAGCAAUCGACAUGAUAUAUUUGCUCACAUUCCGGGCGAAGGUCAUAAUUCGCAGGAACAUUCUAUAGUCUUAAUAAGAGGAGGUAGAGUGAAAGAUUCGCCAGGUGUGAAAUCCCAUUGUAUUCGAGGAGUCAAGGAUUUGUUGGGAAUUCCGGAUCGAAGAAAAGGGAGAUCAAAAUAUGGUGCAGAAAAACCAAAAUCGAUAUGAAUGGAAGAUGCCUCUGUAACUCUUUUUUCUCCAAUUUUCAGUACGAAGUUACUGGCUCUAAGAAGGCAAUUGCACCUUAGCCCAUGGACUGAUACGGAGACUACUCUACAGGGGAAAUCUCUUACUCGGCUAGAGCGGAUCCCGAGACUUCACCCGUUCCUUUAAACUGUUGGGCACUACAUUCUAUAACGAGAAUCACAAGGCCGGUCAACAAGGAACAACCUGGCAGAGUGUCCUGAGAUAACAAGGCUAAAGUGAGAACGCCCAGUGACGAGAGUGGCGACAUACGAGGAUCUAACCUCGACCAACGAGAGCGUAGCUGCUCGACCUCAGACAUAGGGAUUCUCGGACCGGAACAAUGGGAUUCGCUCGACAAGACUGAAACCUUCGCUUGCACCACUAGAGUCGUUCCGGCACUUUUAGUUGUUACCUUUAGUAGUGUAAACAACAUCCCUGAAACUAGCGCAUGCGAUAUCCCUCGGUGUCUUUAUGGUAACCAGCAUGCGUUAGGGAAACAGUAUAGUAAGACGAAGGCGAUCCCAGCAACGCAACUCAGGCAAGCGACUAAAGCAAGCCGAAGGCGAUCCCCAUAACUACAGGUGCUGGGGAUCGUUUGGCAUAAC
This is a messenger RNA of Erigeron canadensis, 1001 nucleotides long. Its product is annotated as ribosomal protein S12, mitochondrial. The coding region runs from base 1 to 378 and encodes 125 amino acids. The transcript has a single exon. Gene Ontology annotation, molecular function: structural constituent of ribosome. Gene Ontology annotation, biological process: translation. The record is from RefSeq and is a predicted model, not a curated record. Lineage: Eukaryota; Viridiplantae; Streptophyta; Magnoliopsida; Asterales; Asteraceae. Gene Ontology annotation, cellular component: small ribosomal subunit; ribosome.